Molecule: messenger RNA, 354 nt
Organism: Acaulospora morrowiae
Lineage: Eukaryota; Fungi; Glomeromycota; Glomeromycetes; Diversisporales; Acaulosporaceae
Source: the annotation of a GenBank genome assembly
AUGGGACCCUCGGAUGAUCUACCUGCAACGGUUACAACGUGUUCUCAAGAAUCCCGUCCGUACUCGUUUGAAUUUGACCAUAGUGGUUCUAAUUCGACUGCUUAUAACGUCGCGAAUUCAAAACCUUUUCACGUAAAUCAACCAGUGAAUUUUGGGAUCGAUAGCCAUGCGUUAUACUAUGGGACGAACGUCCAAAAUUUAUCUGCAGAAUUUCAUGCGUUUCUACCUGAUAGCGCAUACACAGAAAAUCUAUUUGUAGUUGACUCGGAAGUCCCAGUUCCUUCCAAUGUUAAAACUUGCGUCUUUCCUACCUCGGCUGUUGCAGAUUCGACACAACUUAACCCUAGAAAAUAA